UAGUUAAAUGUUUUUGUUGAAGAAAAUUAAUUUUCUUCAUUAGUUUGUCUUCGUGAUUAUUUUUGAUUAUCUUUAAUUCAGUUCAAUUCAAUUUGAUUAUUUUUCGUUCUCCGUUUUAAUUGAUUGUUUGGUAACUUUAAUCUUCUUCAACAAUAAUUCAUCUUCUUCUCGAGAUUGGAAUUGUAAAAGAAUCGAGAUGAAAAUCGUGAUCUCUGUUUUGAUUUUCUUUUUUGUUGGAAAUGUUUUUGGUAAAUCAGAUAGAAUUAAACUGAAAGAUGUCCAAGUGUUAACUCUGAGAAAAGGUAAAUAUACUGAAGCUCGAAGAUCACAUCGAGUUCCUCAAUUAGCUUGUGUUGGAGGAUCAGCUCGAUGUUCAUUCAUUCCUGAAACUGUUCAAUGUUACAAUCGUGGUUGGGAUGGAGUAACAGUUAAUUGGGAAUGUAAAGCUGACAUGGAUAAGAAAUAUUCAUUUGGACAAUUGGAGGUCACAUGUGAAGGUUAUGAUCACCCCGAUGAUUCUUAUAUUCUUGCAGGUUCUUGUGGUCUUGAAUUUUCACUCAACAUCGCCAAUGGAGCUUAUCAGGAAAGAGUAUUCAAACCUCCUCCAUAUCCUGGAAAAUCAGCAUCGGAAGCUUCAGAACUUGGGUCACAAUCGAUCUUUUUUAUAGUCAUUGUGUUUGGUGUUCUUAUUUUCAUCAUUUAUCUUUUCCGAAGUCCUCCAAAUGCUCACGAACCUUCAGCACCUCCUCCACCUCCAGGCUUUAGACCAGAUUAUUUCACUGGAAGUGGUUACAACGAUUAUACGAGUGGACCAUCAUGUGGAUCGGGAGGUUCAGCGAGAUCUCAAGAAGAGGGACCAGGAUUUGGAACGGGAUUUUUAACUGGAGGUUUUCUUGGUUAUUUAUUUGGUAGGAAUUCAAGUGGUCCUAAUUACACUCGUGAUUACUCAUCAUCUCAUACGAGUCAUAACUCAGGGUAUUCAAGAACUUCAUCUGAACCAUUCAUACCUCCUGAGACGGGAACAGAAACUAAAACUGGUUAUGCAACAACAAAACGCCGUUAAUUUUUCGAUCAAAAUCUCAAAAUCAUUUACAGCAUUUCUCAAUAACUUUCGCCAAGUUACCAAGAGGUUUAGUCGAGUUACUGAAAAAUGCUGUAUUUCAUUUCAUCUUAAAUCGCCUAAUGAUUAUUAAGUUCGAGAGAAAUCACAUUAAUCAUUUUAAUCCUCCAACAAUUACAAUUGACAACAACAGUUAACUCGUUUGAUACAACAGAAAUUCUGGCUUAUUGCCUCUUAUUUUAUUUUUAAUUGUAUGAUAUUAAUUUUUAAAUGAAUCUCUCACUUAAAAUCAAUUUAAUCUUUGCGAUUUGUAAAAUUACCCAUUAAAAAUAAAUCAUUUAGAUGAGACGA
Messenger RNA from Panonychus citri (citrus red mite), 1411 nucleotides. Its product is annotated as store-operated calcium entry-associated regulatory factor-like. Gene Ontology annotation, biological process: regulation of store-operated calcium entry. Bases 197 to 1063 code for a protein of 288 amino acids. The record is from RefSeq and is a predicted model, not a curated record. Gene Ontology annotation, cellular component: endoplasmic reticulum membrane. NCBI's taxonomy places the organism in Eukaryota, Metazoa, Arthropoda, Arachnida, Trombidiformes, Tetranychidae. The transcript is spliced from 2 exons.